Molecule: messenger RNA, 1919 nt
Organism: Leptopilina boulardi
Lineage: Eukaryota; Metazoa; Arthropoda; Insecta; Hymenoptera; Figitidae
Gene: Hibch
Product: 3-hydroxyisobutyryl-CoA hydrolase, mitochondrial
Exons: 8
Coding region: 377-1573 (398 amino acids)
Biological process (GO): L-valine catabolic process
Cellular component (GO): mitochondrion
Molecular function (GO): 3-hydroxyisobutyryl-CoA hydrolase activity
Source: RefSeq, a predicted model, not a curated record
UUUACUUUAGACAUACUUUCUUUUUAUGGAUUGAGGUCCACUUUAAUGUUUCGUAAUCAGGUGAUUUGAUUAAUGAGUUUUUCUAAAGUAUUUAAUUUCAACUUCUUUUGUAACACUCAAGUGUUAUCUCUCCAACGAAUGACCAAAAAUGAGAUAAUUAUUGCAUAAAAACGACAAAAAUUUUUAGUUUUCGUUUCCUAACCUCUAAAGUGUUUGUAAACUUUUUCGUUGUUGUUUUUUUUUUAUUUGUGUGUAAUUAAUAAUUGUUUAUUGAGUGUGUAUGUGUGAUCUCCUUUAUUAAAAUCACCCUUUGGUCUGUUACUUUUCAAACGAAGUGAUUUCAAUUUUACAAAGACUUAACUGGAAAUUCUUUAAAAUGUUGAAAAGUAUCUCAACGAAAGUAACAUGCAUGUAUUUCGUGUCAACAACUCGGAUCACAAAUUCAAUUAAAUGCUUACAUUUAGGAACAGUACCACUGAAAAAAAGCUUAACGGAUGAUACAAUGUCUGUAGAAGAAAAUAAUGUAAUACUUCAAGAUGUUGGCGAUAAGGGUCUUAUAAUUUUAAAUAGACCAAAAGCUCUUAAUGCUUUAAAUCUUUCGAUGAUUAAUAAAAUCUAUCCAGUUCUUAAACAAUGGGAAUCUUCAAAAAGUCUUGUUAUUAUUAAAGGAGCGGGUGAGAAAGCUUUUUGUGCUGGAGGAGAUAUUAAAUCUUUAGUUGUACCUUUAAGAGACGAUAAAGAUGGUCACAAAUUUGGACAGGAAUUCUUCAGACGAGAAUACACAUUGAAUCAUCUUAUCGGGACUUUUAAAAAACCAUAUAUCGCUUUACUUAAUGGUAUCACAAUGGGUGGAGGUGUUGGUUUAUCUAUUCAUGGAAAAUAUAGAAUAGCAACAGACAAUACUUUAUUUGCAAUGCCAGAAACUGGAAUUGGUUUAUUUCCCGAUAUUGGUGGUUCAUAUUUCUUGCCACGAUUGAAGGGGAAACUUGGAUUCUAUUUGGGACUCACGGGACAUAGAUUAAAGGGCAUUGACGUGUAUUUGGCUGGUCUUGCAACACAUUUUGUUCCAAAAAGUCAACUCGACGAAUUAACUGAAACUUUAUUAAGUCCCAAAAAUGUAAACGUUGAGGAGAUUCUAAAUAAUUAUCAAGCGAAAAAUUUAAAUCAAGAAUUUAGCCUAGAAUCUCACAUGAAAGAAAUUAAUCGAUGUUUUUCAGCGAAAACCAUCGAAGAAAUUAUUGAAAAGCUACAUGCGGAAAAUUCUCAGUGGGCUAAUUCAGUGAUAGAAAUUUUGCAAAAAGUCUCACCAACUUCAUUGAAAGUUACAAAAAAGGCUUUAGAUAAUGGAGCUAAUUUUGAUUUAUCCGAAUCAUUGAAAAUGGAGUACAGAUUAGCUUGCGCCUGUCUAUCGAAGGAAGGCGACUUUUAUGAAGGUGUUCGAGCCCUGUUAGUUGACAAAGAUCAAAAACCUAUGUGGAAUCCAAAGUCGAUAAAUGAAGUCACAGACGAAUAUGUAAAUCAACGUUUCGCUCCACUUUCCGAUAAUCUUGAAUUGACACUUUCAAAGUUAUAACACCACCGGGGUAAGCUUAAAUAAAAAGAACGAUAUUUUUUUAAAUACUGUUGAUAAAAAGCAAAUUUUAUAAAAUUCUGAACAUUUUUUUUUUUUUUUAUUAAAAACCAAUUAUUUAUAACAAACAUUCUUGACUCAUUCGCUUAUCUCUGGCACACCUUACGAAAAAGACGUUACAACAAAAUAAAUAAAAAUUAACAUAGAUUUGACUUGAUUCCAGUUUAAAGAAAGGCGUUUUUUUUUUUUAAGAUUGCAUUUUUCGUAAAAUGAAUCAAGAAAUUACGUUUGGUAUUUACAAUUCUGUAUGUGCAUCGAACUCGUUUGUUGUUGUUGUUUUUUUUUUUUU